Trichoderma gamsii is the source of this 501-nucleotide messenger RNA. RefSeq names its product aspartate aminotransferase. Gene Ontology annotation, molecular function: pyridoxal phosphate binding. Gene Ontology annotation, biological process: biosynthetic process. The record is from RefSeq and is a predicted model, not a curated record. NCBI's taxonomy places the organism in Eukaryota, Fungi, Ascomycota, Sordariomycetes, Hypocreales, Hypocreaceae. The coding region runs from base 1 to 501 and encodes 166 amino acids. The transcript has a single exon.
AUGGUGCGCUUCCAACGGUUUGAAGUAGAGCAGUGGAUGGACGAUUAUGAAACAACGCCGGGGGUUCUAAACAUCGCUGAGACAUGCGUCGAAUCCGUUUCCAUUGACCAGCUGGUGCAGCUAUCAAACGACAAGGCUGCGAAUCCGCUUCAGACUAGUACCGUUCUUACCUAUGGGGCCAUUCGCGGAUCGUCAACCUUGAGAGAACGCAUUGCAGCCCUGUACGAAGGGGAGCAGGUGUCGAGCGACAACAUUCUCAUCACGCAAGGCGCAAUAGCAGCGAACUUUUUAGUUUUCUACGGCUUAGUCGGCCCCGAAGACCAUGUCAUAUGCGUAUAUCCUACCUAUCAGCAGCUCUUUUCCGUCCCCGAGAGCCUUGGGGCGGAAGUUUCUCUAUGGCGCUUACAUGCUGAGAAUGGCUUCCUGCCUGACAUGGGCGAGUUGGAGCAGCUCGCCAAAGCAAACACAAAGGUGCGCAAAGCAGAGACCCUGCGCUCUUGA